CAUGGCAAAUCUAACGAACCACACGUAUACUAGUUUCUAUGACUACGCUGAGCAAAACAUUGCUAUUCCCCGUCGCAGCUUAUCAACGGUAUUGUUAAAUACGCAGAAGAUACGCUGCUAAUCGCUGUUUCCUCCCGAUCGCAACAUCUCCCAGAUUAACGUUUAACUUACGAUUUGUGCGACUUGCGACUAACGUCUGACGUUCCAAUUCAAGAGCCCAUUUCGAGCAAAUGGACUCCGAGAGAAACGAUUCUGGUAAGAUCGGAGAACGACCGAUCACUCGGUGGCGGCGGGACCAGGAAGACGUGCAACCUAGCACAUCGAGCAAGAUCGACAGGCCGCCGACAGGCAUUGUAAGACCUCAGAGCAAGUAUGAGAGACCGAGAUCUCGACGCGGGCACAAGGAUGAGUCGUCGGAAUAUGUUAGCUCGGCUACGUAUCGCUCAGCGACACCCGGACGCCUCGCUCUCGCGAGACCGCCGUCGGCGUCCCUUCUGUCUAAUCGUGCACCGACUGCGGGCCCGUCCGGUCUCAGGAUAGGCUCUGGACUGGUUCGUACCAGCACAGGACUGGCAACUACGAAACAAUUCAACGUCAGCAUGCUGGACAGGCCAAUUACGCAGCACGGGAUAGCGGGCGUGCGACCAGGCACCACCAGGGGUUUGCCGAUGACAAGACAGAUUCAGGACAAGAGGUACUACGAGGGCCUGCUGCAGUUAAAAAUAAGAGAACUAACGCAAGAGAUCGGAACGAUAAUGAAGGAUAUUGAAGUGCAGAACAAAGAAAAGGCCACCUUUCUGCAUUACGACAAAAGAGCCAAGAGUUUGGCCGCGGAGUUGACGACUCUGCAGACCGAGUUAGCGGACUAUAAUCUUAUCGUGGACAAAAUGACCCUGGACGAGGAUAAGGAGGUGAUCGAGGAGGAGGCUAAGGAGCUGGCACUGAUGAAUGACCGUAGGACGGCGGAAGUUGAACGGAUGUUCGAGCAACGGAAGCAAAUGGAACAGAAACUGCACAAAAUGGAAAAGGACAUCGAGAAUGAAAGGAAAAGAACCGAACAUAUCAUUGAAAGUAUGGAUCCGCACACAAAGGAGAAGUACAACGAUCUGUUCGGACAGAAGACGGAAUUGCAGGAACAGGCACAGCAGAUGCAGCGCGAAUUGGACCAACUGUCGAAGGAGCAAUCGCACUUGGAGGAGCAGAUUGCUCUUUCUCAAUUGAAGCAGGAGGCAGUGAAGCUGCAAGUGAGAAUCAUCGAGGCGGAGGAGAAGCGGGAUAAAUUGCGGGAGGAAGAACGCAGACGGUUGUCGCCGGAGGACGAGAAAGAGCAGCUUCUGCAGAAGAUCAAGCGCGACAACACUGACAUUGCUGCGACGGAGGCGCAGAUAGCCGAGAAGGAGAAGAAGAUGGCAGAACUCGAGCAACAACUGGAACAGCUGGAGACCGACAUGGAGGAUAAUCAGUCAGAGAAGCAAACCAAGUAUCAGGAAUUGCGUAAGCGCGAGGAGAUGAUGGAGGAGUUCAUGUCCACGUAUGAACAGAGCAAACAGGAGGAAAUGGAGAAGCUGGAGAAACUCGAGCGGGAGAUCGUUGACAAACUGGAGACCAUGGCGAACGCAGUAGAGAACAACGAGUACCUCACGGAAGCCGAAGAGACGGCCAUUUUGCGCGACAAGUUCCCAUACAACGAUUACGAGACGGUGCAUCGCGAUGACGACUACGAGGAGCUGAAGAAAGAUUACGCGACCAUGCAACAGACGUUCAACAGACUGAGGAUUCUGGAGGAGAAGCUGCAACUGGAGUCCAAGCAAAUGAAAGAGAAGCUGAAGAAGCAACAGAGCGAGUUGAUUGUCCUGGAAGAUCUGGACGGCUUAAAAACGCGAAAUGAGCUUCAGCGGGAUGAGCUAGUCGCCGAACGGGAAGGACUGAUAUCCGAGGAGUCAACUUGCGAGGACGAGCUCAAGUCGCUGCGAGCGGAAUAUAAUGAGUUCAAAGAGCGAGUGAAAAAAUAUACGAUUUAUCCAGAGAUCAGUAGCCUAGAGGAUAAAUUGGAAAAAUUAAAAGAAGAUAAUAAAGAGAUCGAGGAAUUUAUAGUCAAAGAAAAGGAACGCGCUAAUUACGAGCCGCUCAAAGAAAAAGCUUUCAAACUAAUUAAUGAUUAUGGUGCGUUGCUUCAAGAGAAUCUAAAAUCUCUUUAUUAGAUAAUGCGUUACUUUAUUAUUACUAAUAUAAGAGCAUUUAUCUCCUAACAGUAUUUGUUCGAAAAUAAUAAAUACGAAAUAAUAAUAAAGAAUAAGACGACAGAAAUUCCCAUAAUCAAAAUUUCAUUUUUUCAAUUAUUUUUAUUACAGACUGCAAAGUUUUUUCUUAAGAAAUUCUAUUAUCUGGUUACUUUACCAAUCUUUGGAUUAUCAUUAUUCCACAUGUAUUGUUGUUCUUAAGAUUCUCUUCUGUUUAUUUAUCACUACUAUCUCAGAUUAUGACCAGAAGCGAGAAAAUUCAUUAAACAUUCUUGUAAAUAUAUUAAAAUAGAAAUAUAUUUCAAUAAAAACAACAAUUACAAUCGAUAGGACUAAUUUGUAAAAUAUAAAACUCUUUUAUUUUGUACAUUUAAAGGAAUUAGGACUCGUCAACAGUAAAUCUACAAUAGUGAAGUAGCGUCUAUGCGAGCCAACAUGGACGUUGGUGUGUCAUAAUUUUUACAAUAUCUUUUUAUUUCGUUAAAAAAUGGAGACAUUCAUCAGAUAUAGCAGAUCAGUGAGUGCUCAAUGAUUCUUUAAUAUAAUUGAUUCUUACCUUUAGGGGCAUUCUACAAUAAGCCGCUAGUCACUACUAUCAUACUAACUAAGAAUUGAC
Molecule: messenger RNA, 2856 nt
Organism: Wasmannia auropunctata (little fire ant)
Lineage: Eukaryota; Metazoa; Arthropoda; Insecta; Hymenoptera; Formicidae
Product: intraflagellar transport protein 74 homolog
Exons: 2
Coding region: 231-2201 (656 amino acids)
Biological process (GO): intraciliary transport involved in cilium assembly; cilium assembly
Cellular component (GO): intraciliary transport particle B; centrosome; cilium
Molecular function (GO): beta-tubulin binding
Source: RefSeq, a predicted model, not a curated record